Molecule: messenger RNA, 1132 nt
Organism: Ochlerotatus camptorhynchus
Lineage: Eukaryota; Metazoa; Arthropoda; Insecta; Diptera; Culicidae
Product: homer protein homolog 1-like
Exons: 4
Coding region: 1-609 (202 amino acids)
Biological process (GO): regulation of store-operated calcium entry; G protein-coupled glutamate receptor signaling pathway
Cellular component (GO): dendrite; plasma membrane; cytoplasm
Molecular function (GO): G protein-coupled glutamate receptor binding
Source: RefSeq, a predicted model, not a curated record
AUGAAGGAUCCAUCAUCCAAACUAACGCAGAUGCGAUUAGAUCUGGAGGAAUACGACUUCAUAGUGCAAUACAUAAAAGUUUCUUCAAUUUUUGACAUUUUUAUUAAUGUUUGCCUAUUUUUUUUCAGCUCUGCUAAUGCCAAAAAAUGGGAAAUUGAGUUGGCAACCUUGAAGAGCAACAAUCUUCGCCUAACAAGCGCACUACAGGAAUCUACUGCAAAUGUAGAUGAAUGGAAACGUCAGCUGCAUUCAUACAAAGAAGAAAACCAACGAUUAAAAAUUCGUUACCAAGAUCUAGAAGCGUCCAAAGAUGGUGGUGCUGCUGGUAGUAGUGGUACAAGUUUAGCAGUUGGUAAUGCGGACCUAACAAAUGAACUCCGUAACGAAAUCAUUCUUCUAAAAAAUAGAAUCGAAAAUUUGGAAAAAGAGCUAAUGAACCAGGAGAUCGAACUGAAGGCUGCUAACAAAAGCUUAAAGGAUAAACAAAAUGAUCCGACGGUUAAACAGCUCACAACACUGUGUAGUCAAUUUUCAAUACAUAUGGUGGAGCUGAGUGGACUCCAAAAAGAAAUGGAAAAGGUUAUUCAGACUCACCACAAAACCACUUGAGAAUUAUAUGAGAAAAAUAACCAUAUUAAGAAAUCAACAGAUGUGAAAAAUGUUCAAGAAGAAUACACAAGAGAUAUGAACAAAUCCCUGAAAAAUAAUUACAUCGCUAACAACAAUGAUGAGGUUGAGGACUACUACAAAUACAUACUCACUGACUGUAGCACACUUUCCAAUGCAUACCUUCAACCAGUUGAAACCAGUACAACCGAUACACAAAAGCGAUCUGUAGCCAAUGCACUGACAACAGUAAUUCCUAAUCUAGCAAAAGCUAGUAUCGUUUUGAUAACCACCAAACUGAACCAGUCUGAUGAAAAUAAACUCAUUCAUUACAAUGUUAGCAGCAGUGGAAACAUGAUCAUCAAUACCCUAAAUGAAACUAAUUUGAAAACAUUCAACUCUGAGCAGGUAGUUAUAAAAGAGAUUACUGCUCAUACUUCGCUGAAACCAUGUACCACUAGAUCUAGUGAACAACAACCGAAAACAGCUACCAUUUUGGUUUCAAAAUCAAAAACGAAAACUGGAC